Molecule: messenger RNA, 8673 nt
Organism: Beta vulgaris subsp. vulgaris (sugar beet)
Lineage: Eukaryota; Viridiplantae; Streptophyta; Magnoliopsida; Caryophyllales; Amaranthaceae
Exons: 5
Coding region: 6574-8370 (598 amino acids)
Cellular component (GO): membrane
Source: RefSeq, a predicted model, not a curated record
AACUUACGAACCCUCAGUAGUCAGCACAUUUGAAAAUUCUCCAAAACAUUCCACUCUAUAAAGCCCGUUAUCCCUGCUCCCGCCAUUCAUUUCACACUUCCCUCGCAGAAGAGAGAGAGAGAGAGAGAGAGAGAGAUGAGAAAGAGGGGACGAGCAGCGACUAAGAAGACAUCGGCGGCCGAUUUUCUAGUAUCGCCACCAGAAAGAGGAGCGGCGAACCCUCGCAAGAAGUCCAUCGAAUCAUCGCCGACGAAAUCUUUCGAUUUCACGCUCAAUUCUCCGAUGACAAACGCAGGAAAUCGCCGAAAAUCGCCGUCGAAUACUUCGCCGCUACGUAAACCGGAAGUGUCAUCUUCAAUAUCGGAGCUGAAAGAAACGGUGUCGUCUAAUCUUGACUCCAUCAAGCGUCAGGUUGAGCGCUCUCACUCUGACAUCCUCAAGGAAGUCGAAUCCUCUAAUUCUCGCCUUCACAAGCGCUACAAGAUUCAGACUCAAGCAUGCCAGCAACUAAUGGAUGAGAUAGACAAGGAAUUUAAGAAGAUGUCUGAAAGGAUAGCUGAAAGCUCUGAAGCAAUGAAGGUUUCCUAUGCUGAGUUCAUAGUGGACGCACAAACCAGUGCUUCUCGUGUGUGUAAGACAUCCAUCCCAGAGAAAGCAGAGUCUUUUGAGAAAGCUAUCGAUGCUCUUCGGAACCGCUAUGGGAUCUUUUGUACACCGACUUAAGUUGCUGUAUCCUGUUUCCUGGUAUGUGGUGGAAUAUUAGUCAGUCAUUUGAGUCACAUUGAAAUGAAGGAUUCCAGCAAGAAAAGUAAAAAGUUUGACUUAGUUAAAGUGUAGCUUGACUUCAAAUUCCCGGCUUAAUAACUAAUUGACCAUUGGCCAAAGCAAGCAGAGCUUGUAAAACUUGGAAAAAACUUUAUCAACGCAAUAGAUAAUUUACUUACCAGAUAUGAACUUUAAUAAUUAGUAAACUAGUACUCAACAGAAUAAAUUAUUUAUAAUUGUCUAUUUUUAGUGGAUAGUCUACCUAAUAAAUAGAUGUAUUCUGUGAUGGAUCCAAAAAUUUGGGAAUGGUUGGUUCCAGUGUAUGUUGCUACUACUCAUUUCUCAUAAUUUCAACAAAAUUCUGCUUUGCAAUUUCUUAAGUUCUGGGAUAAUUUUAUGGGAGAAUUCUGAUUUUUGUUGGGACUGAUUUUUCCAAUACUUACAUGGCCUGAAGUCAAGGCUUUCAUUCUUUUGGUUGUUGAUUCCUACGGCUUUGUGUCGCUGCCCUGCCUACUAGGGAUGCGCAUUUCCGGACACCUCAUCCGAUCCGAGUGCCUGAUCCAGCUCUGAUAUGGGUAGCUCGAUGCCUAGAGCUUUCUAGGCUACAUAAAGAGAGUAUGCUUUGAAAUUCUGGUGAUAAAAAUGCUUUGUGUGAGUUGUGUCACCAAGUCCUUGCUUAUCGUGCCAAGAAAUUAGUUUAUGUUGAUGUCAGUCACAAGCUAGGUAUUCCCCCUUUGCGACAGCAUGCUUGGCCUGGAUGAUGUCAUAAUUCUUUUUGGUGAGGGUACUACUGGUUGCGAGCAUAGCAGAAAGGCAAGGCCUUUGUUGAAUUUGCGGUGGCCGAGAAUUUAGAUUAUGAGAUGUCCGCCAAUAGUGAUGAACCCCGGCGAUAACAAUGACCUUGGUGAUGAUUCAAAGAUCAUCCCAAACUUGAUUGAUGAUGAGUUCUGUCGACUUUGGUUGCUAGCCACAUAUAAUACGGGUCCCUUGAUGGUUAAAAUUGAUACCCCAUGGCGUAUUGAUGCUAUUUAGCGAGAUUAUUGUAGAAUUGGGGAGGAGUUUCCCGUUUUCCUGAGAAGUAUAAGCUAGUAGUGUCUAAUGAGGGUGCCAUUGUGACUAAAUGCGGUUUAUGCUCAGCACUUUGAUUACGGGGUAUGUUUUCCUCUUGAUUCUAGUGUUGCGAAGUUUUUGAAGGAUUUUAAUGUCUGCUUAGCAUGAUUGACUCCUUUGGUUAUUCGCAACAUAUUUGCGUAUGUUUGGGCUUAUCGCUUCUUAGGCUUCCCAGAUACUUGUGAUUUGCUUAGACACUUGCAUUAGUUGAGGAAAAAUGUGUCGGCUUGCAACAAGGGUCGGUGGUCUUUAUAUACUUCUCUUGGUAAGAGGAUCAUUUGGCUGUAAACUUCCGGCUGAAAGGGAUGACAUAAUUGCUUUUUUUUGGGUGAAGGUUCCUGACGACUUUCCCCUUUGUCGCCAUUUUAAUAAGCACCGGGCCAAGAUAGAUCACAUUCCUUUUACUAGUCUUAGCGAGCGCGAGCUAGAUUCCUUUGAUUAUUUCUCUUUCAUUAAGGAGGAGAAUGAUGAUGGUUCUUUUAUUAGGAAUGUACCGAAAACUUGGUUGCCAAAUGCCAACUAUAUUUUUGGUAAUUAGUAGCUUUCAGCAAUGCGUCUUUGCCCCUAUUUUCGAUGUCGACCACAUGAUACAAAUGAUGUGUUAUAAACAAAAGAUCAUACAAACAUACACAUGCAUGUAUGUAUGAAAAAACAAAAAAGAAAAUGGCAACAACCAAAUAUAUAAAAACGAAGGAAAUCUUAAGGCAGCAAUCUCAUGUCGAAGCAGCAAAAAGUGAAUUAGCAGGCCUGUCAAGAGGCAAAUGCAUCCACCGCAAAAGCCAAUACCCAAGAGUGCCACCGAUCUCUCGAAUUUCCCCACACAAAGACUCAUCCUCCGUAACAUCUAAAACAGGCUGACACACCUUCGCAGGAACAACUAGGGAACAAGUAAAAAGAGUCUUGACGACAUCACGUUUUCGGGAUCUCUCUGCUCUCGAGCUUACUCGGGCGGAUAUAAAUGCAAGGAGACCGACUAGACGAGGGAAUGUCUAUCUCAAGGGCCUCCAAAGGGUGUUCACAAAGAGAAUCACCUUGAUUCCCAAUAUUUGUAAAGUGGGAAGGUACAUCAGUAAAAGGCGUUGACUGAGUGAGCGUACGAGGAAGGGUACGCGAAGAUGCAUGCAAAAUAUACAUGUUCCUUAUAUUAUAGAAAGUCAAUGAAUAACAUACCAGGUGGAUGAGUCUGGCAAAAUCGCAUUGCUAAAAGUUGCUCAUUUCCAAGAAUAUACUUGGCAUUUCGCAACCAAGUUAUCGAAACUAUCCUAAUAAAGGAACCUUCAUCGUUCUCCUCCUCAACAAAAGAGAAAUAAUCAAAGACAUUAUGCUCACACUCGCUAAGACUAAUACCAGUAAUGUGAUCCAUCUUAGCCCACCGCUUAGUAAAAUGGUCGCGAAUGGGAAAGCCAUCAAGGAACCUUCACCCAAUAAAAGAAACUUUGUCAUCCCUUAUGGUUGGAAGAUUUAAGUAUACAGAGACCACCAACCGUUGUCGCAAGCCGUUCCAUUUUUCCUCAACCAGUGCAAAUGUCUAAGCAAAUAGGGAGAUCAAAUCUAUAGUUGAGAAGACUGUAGAUAGAUCGCACAAGGAUGGGUCUAUUAAGUUAGAUGAUGCAUUAUGGACGUAUACGACGGCCUUGAAAACUCUUAUAGGUACCACGCUCUAUCGUCUAGUGUAUGAAAAAGCAUGUCACUUACCCGUUGAGUCGAAACACACAACAUUUUGGGUUGUCAAGAGCCUAAAUUAUGACUUUGACCAAGCGGGUGAACGCCGAGCUCUGCAAUUAAAUGAGCUUGAUGAGCUCCAUUUGGAUGCUUACUUGACUCAAUUUCAACUCAUGAUUGAAGCUUUUUCUUGGUAAGCUAUGUUCUAGGUGGUGUGCACCACUUCAUGUCACCAAGGUCCUUUCAUAUGGUUCGGUGGAAAUCACUAGUGAAGCAACCCGAGUUUACACCUACUUUUUUCCCCUCAAGCACUAGGUCACCGGUGAUCCUAUUAUGAAGGCAAGCAAGUCUAUUGCCUAUCUCUUCCACCAAAUGUCACAUGAUCUUUAAGGAGUCGAGCUAAUUGACUUUAAAUGAGUGCUUUUCAAGAGGCAACCCGAGUUUACACCUACUCUUUUUCCCAUUUUCUUUAAUUUUUUCUUUUCGUGUGAUUUUAUUUACAUUGAUAUAUUUCUCUUUGUUUUUGGUGUGUUUAUAAGUGUAAAAAAAAAAAGCAGUUCGUAGAAAAGAAGGUAUGCAAAAAGACGAGUCGCGACACAAUGCUCCAGCUCACGGUGAAAUGCCAAGAGAUUACCGCGACUUGCGGUCUUGAUUCAACUAAUGGCAAGCAGCAUGACUCGCGCUUUUCGAGAUAAGCGAAAUCUAGGUUUUUAACUCGCAUCUCCCUCUCUUGUCCCUCACUCUAUUCUUUCGACCCUCUCUCUCCCUCACAAACAAAACUCCCCAUCCCCCCUUCACUCACCACUCUCCCUCCACCUCAUCAACCACCACUGCCGCAUACACCACCACCACCCCCUACUCUUUUCAACCACCUCUACUACAUACUCCACCCCAACUCUCAUAACCCCAAUUUCCACCCAAAUUCCCAUACAAUCAACCCUCAUCAACAAAAAUCUUAGAAAUUGGGCCUUUUUGCAUUGAAAUUUGUUUCGUGAAAUUGAAAAGUGCAACACCACAUUGGGUACUAGAUUGGCAUAUUUGGUGUUAAAGUGCAUCACAUAAUCCCCUUUAAAGUUUUUUGAGAUAGAAAUUUCACAUUCCUACCUUCCUUUGAUAUAGCUUGAAUUCACUGUUUUAGCUUCAUCUUUAGGAUUCUUUAGGAUUGUUGAAAUUAUUCUUUGUGCAUAUAUAUGAUUGGAAUUUCAGUAUGCAUGGUUGGUUAUUAUUGGUGAUUGUUGGCUAUUAUUGGUGAUUUUGGUUGGAAAAUUGCAUUGUGAUUGGUAAGCGAAUUUGCACUUGUGAACCAUGCCACCAAAAUCCAAACGUACCAAAACAGGGAGGCUAACACUUAUCGAGUGACCCCUAGGGUAGAUAUGAUGGAACUAUGUAACCUUAUUGUCGAGCACUGUGCGUGGGUGCGUCUAACGCAACCUAAUCAUUAUAUCAAGCGUACUAAGUUCAUUGAUUAUUCCGCACUAGAGACAUUGGGGUUAGCCGAACCAGUCACCGAAUUACUCCAAAAAAUUGGGCUCGAAGGUUUUGUGAGUAAAUGGGCGCCCACCUAUGAGCGUUUCACCUUAGAAUUCCUAUCUAUGCUAACAAAAAACCGAGGGUGAAAAUGUUUGGUUUGAGUUCCACCUUAUUGACAAAUCUUAUAGCCUAACUAUGCAGCAAUAGAAAACCAUAUUUGGUUGGAGGCACUUGAAUAAAGCGAACUUUCACCACACCAAUUAUUACAAUGAGGAUAGUUUUGGGCACGCAUUCACUCAGUUGCGUACCAAAUAACAAGAGCUUCUUCUUGUGCCACCCCUUCUUCGUUAUGCGAAGAGAUUGUUAUCUAUGGUCGUAUUUGGGCAAAGGGAAAUCACUAACCUCCCAAGCCUAGAGUUGAAGGUUUUAUGAAAUCUUAGGAUGAGAGAAACUAGAGGGGAAAGAGAGAGUGAAGGGAAGGCACUGAAAUAUGAUAUAAAAGUCAACAAAAGAAUUAUCAUUUAUAUUAGUAUGUGUAAUAAUUAUAAAGUGUUGAAAAAUAAUAAUAAAAAUAAGAGAAAUAAUACAAGUUUGAUGAAAAAUGACAUAUAAGUAACAAUGAUAUCAGUUGGUGUAAUGAUAAUAAAUUAUUUAAAGAGUUAAAAAAAAUGAUAAUAAAAUACAGGAUAUUGAUACAAGUUUGCUAAAAAAUGACAUAAAAAUUAGUAAUAAUGACAUCAUUUUGCUUCUAAAUGAUGUCAUUGUAAGUUAUGUAAAGAGUUGACAAACGAUAAUCAUGAAAUACAGAAUAAUUAUACAAGUUUGCUGAAAAAUGAUAUAAAAAUCAGUUAUAAUGAUAUCAUUUCUCUUAUAGAUGAUAUAUGUUUGUAUAAUUUUUUUUUUUUUUUUUUUGAGGGGAUAUAUGUUUGUAUAUUAAUGAUAAGACUUAUAAUGAGUUAAAAAUUGAUAAGGAUAUAGGGGAAAAUGAUAUGAAACAGUUUCAAAAUGACUUAAGUUUGUUGAAAAAUGACAUAGAAGUCAGUAAUUAAUAAUGACAUGAAAGAGUAUUACAAAUGACAUGAGAAAAAUUUUAAAAAGUAAUAUAAGACAACUUUAAAAUGAUAUGAAAUACGCCAAUAAUAAUAUAAAAUACUAAUAUGAGUUCACAUGUGAGAGGUUAAACAAUAAUUUAUAGCGUAAAAUAUCACACCUGAAACGCACUCUUGAAUUUUCAAACUGAUGUUUUGAAGCCGAUAAAUAAGCCCGUAAACGGUCAACUACUAAUGCCAACUUGAUAAUGGCGGAAAACUACCGCGACCGCGAGUUGCAAGAAAAUAUGCACAUCACGUUUAGUUUUUUUUAUUCAAGGCUAAUCAAUCUAAGAUUCAUAUACUUCAAGCAGCCAGUCAGAUAGUUGCAUAAGAAUGACAGCUACUUUCGGAUAAAGAAAUAAAUAACGAUUAUACUACGCAUUUUCAUGCAUAUAUAAAUUGAAGCUCAUCUUCCAUAAACUGGAAAACAAUUCUCACUUCUUCUCCAAAAACAAAACAAAAAAGAAGUUAAACAAUGGCCAUUGAUAAUCUCAAUGGCGGUUGCGCGAGCGCUAGAAGCUUUACAAUACAGCUCUUAGCAGGGCGUUUCUUCGUGGUAUUUGCAACCAUCUUAAUCCUUAGUUUUAUUGGUUCUGCCUAUAUAUUUGGUCUAUACUCAGGUGACAUUAAAUCAACACUUGGGUAUGACCAAACUACACUUAAUCUUCUUAGUUUCUUCAAGGACUUGGGGACUUAUGUCAGUGUCCAUGCCGGCCUUCUCAUGGAGGUGUCACCACCUUGGGUGGUGCUCUCACUUGGAGGCAUAAUUAACUUCUUUGGCUACUUCAUGAUAUGGCUUUCAGUCACUCACCGGAUUGCGCACCCGCCGGUUUGGCUAAUGUGCCUCUACAUCACCAUUGGUGCUAACUCUUUAGGGUUCGCCAACAGUGGAGGCCUUGUGCCGUGUGUGCAAAACUUCCCUGAGAAUCGAGGUGUUGUGAUUGGGAUAUUAAAGUCUUAUCUUGGGAUAGGUGGUGCUAUUAUGACUCAAUUCUACCAUGCCCUCUAUGGCAAUGACUCUAGUGCAGUUGGUGUCAUUUUGGUCAUUGCUUGGCUACCUGCACUUGUUUCAUUGCUCUUUGCAUUUAGUGUUCGAGUCCUUGAUACAUCCAAAAGACAAAUUAAGAGAGAUAAAAAGUUCUUUAAUGACGUCCUUUGUAUGUCUCUAGGCCUCGCGGCGUUCAUCAUGGUUAUGAUUUUGGUGCAAAGAAAGGUCGAAUUUGGCAAACCUGGUUAUAGUGCGAGCUUUGCUGUUAUCAUCGUUCUCCUAGUACUACCUAUCCUUCUAGUCUUUAGAGAAGAAUAUGCUCUUUGGAUAGCCAAGCUUAACAGAAGCAAUACCCUCUCUGAGCUAAAGAUCGUGCCAAAAGAAGAUGAAUCUCCUGCAAAGCAUCAAGCUAUUGCUAUCAGUAGCUCACCAAUAGCAGGUCGUGAUGAACAAGCCAAAGUAUUAUGGUAUAAAAAUGUGUUUAGCCCUCCAGCUAAGGGUGAAGACCACACCAUCUUACAAGCAACUUUUAGUAUCGAUAUGCAAAUUUUGUUCCUCGCUACAAUUUGUGGCAUAGGAGGGAACUUAACCACUAUAGACAAUUUAGGUCAAAUUGGAACAUCAUUAGGGUACCCUAAAAAAAGCAUUAGUACCUUUGUCUCCUUAGUUUCUAUAUGGCAAUUUCUCGGGCGUGUGAUGGGAGGGCUCAUUUCAGAGCGUUUGUUAGACAAAUACAAGUUCCCAAGACCCGCAUGCCUCACCAUUGCACUCUUUGUAUCGUGCAUUGCUCACCUUCUGAUAGCCUUCAACGUGCCUUAUGGGCUGUAUGUAGCAUCAGUUAUCAUGGCAUUUUGUUUUGGUGCUGAGUGGACAUACCUCUUCAGUAUUAUAUCCGAGCUAUUUGGGCUCAAGCACUAUGGUACGUUGUACAAUUACGGCUCAUUGGCUGCUCCACUGGGGUCUUUCAUAUUCAAUGUGCGAGUCGCGGGACAUUUGUAUGACAUGGAAGGACUAAGACAACUCAAGGCAUCCGGGCUCACGAGGAAGCAUGGAGAUGAAUUGCAUUGUUAUGGAGUCAAGUGCUACCAGUUGGCCUAUUUUAUAAUUGCAGCAGCUACCUUUUUUACUGCACUUGUGUCUUUGAUUCUUGUGGCUAGAACUAGGAAAUUUUAUAAAGGGGAUAUCUACAAGAGGUUUCAGGAUCAAGCUGAGAAGGAUUCUUCCUCAAUAACUGAUGAAACAGUCGGAGGGAAAUCUGGAAGGAAGGAACAAGAGAUGAAUUAAUUACUUUUUAGUUGCUUUUUCAGUCGUUAGUUUCUGUAAUUUCAUACAGAGUGGAUUGAUGUUAGUAAGUCAAAGUGUAAGCAUAGUAUAUAUUGUCCAAAACCUUAGUACUUAUUACUUUAUUAGCGUAUUAGCUAUAGAAAACUUUGUUCAUCCAACAUACUUGCGCUGUUUCAAAUUGCAAUGCAAGACUAUUUUAGGUACGGUUUUUGUUUUGAGAUUUAAGUCAUUAUAAGACAUGUAAGAUCAUCAUAAUCUAGGUCAUUUUUAUUAUACUAAUGCAAUAAUAGAGUGUAUACUGUA